Messenger RNA from Colius striatus (speckled mousebird), 2447 nucleotides. RefSeq names its product histone deacetylase 3 (gene HDAC3). Gene Ontology annotation, molecular function: histone deacetylase activity. Bases 43 to 1329 code for a protein of 428 amino acids. The record is from RefSeq and is a predicted model, not a curated record. Lineage: Eukaryota; Metazoa; Chordata; Aves; Coliiformes; Coliidae. The transcript has 15 exons.
CGUCAGCGGGAGCGCGCGGCGGCGGGCGGCGGCCGUUCCGCCAUGGCGAAGACCGUCGCUUAUUUCUACGACCCGGACGUGGGCAACUUCCACUACGGCGCGGGGCACCCCAUGAAGCCGCAUCGCCUGGCGCUGACCCACAGCCUGGUCCUGCACUACGGGCUCUACAAGAAGAUGAUUGUUUUCAAGCCAUACCAGGCGUCGCAGCACGACAUGUGCAGGUUCCACUCCGAGGACUACAUCGAUUUCCUGCAGAGGGUGAGCCCCAACAACAUGCAGGGCUUCACCAAGAGCCUCAACGCCUUCAACGUGGGGGAUGACUGCCCAGUGUUUCCAGGCCUCUUUGAAUUUUGCUCUCGCUAUACCGGGGCGUCCCUGCAGGGAGCAACACAGCUGAACAACAAGAUCUGCGAUAUUGCAAUAAACUGGGCAGGGGGGCUGCAUCAUGCCAAAAAGUUUGAGGCUUCUGGGUUUUGUUACGUUAACGACAUAGUCAUCGGCAUCCUGGAGCUGCUCAAAUACCACCCACGUGUUCUGUACAUUGACAUUGAUAUCCACCAUGGAGAUGGGGUGCAGGAGGCUUUCUACUUGACAGACCGUGUCAUGACAGUGUCAUUCCAUAAAUAUGGGAACUACUUCUUUCCUGGUACAGGUGACAUGUACGAGGUUGGUGCAGAGAGCGGCCGUUACUACUGCCUCAAUGUGCCCCUGCGAGAUGGCAUCGACGACCAGAGUUACAAACACCUCUUCCAGCCAGUCAUUAACCAGGUGGUAGAUUAUUAUCAGCCCACCUGCAUAGUAUUGCAGUGUGGAGCUGAUUCUCUGGGCUGUGACCGUUUGGGCUGCUUUAACCUCAGCAUAAGAGGACACGGGGAGUGUGUGGAGUACGUGAAAAGCUUUAACAUCCCCUUGCUGGUACUGGGAGGAGGCGGUUACACAGUCCGCAACGUGGCACGAUGCUGGACUUAUGAAACAUCAUUGCUUGUAGAUGAAGCAAUUAGCGAGGAGCUCCCAUACAGCGAAUACUUUGAAUACUUUGCUCCAGACUUCACCCUUCAUCCUGAUGUCAGUACAAGGAUUGAGAAUCAGAACUCCAGACAGUACUUGGAUCAGAUCAGACAGACGAUAUUUGAGAAUCUGAAGAUGCUGAACCAUGCUCCCAGCGUGCAGAUCCACGAUGUCCCUUCGGACUUGCUCAGCUACGAUCGCACGGAUGAGCCUGAUCCAGAGGAACGAGGCUCUGAGGAAAACUACAGCAGGCCUGAAGCUGCCAACGAGUUUUAUGAUGGUGACCACGAUAACGACAAAGAGAGUGACGUUGAGAUCUGAGGGCUCUGGUGUGGGGCUCUGGACUGAGGGGGGUCCCACUUUGGACAUGGGUGCUUGGAGCAGAUGACUGGGCCACGUGGGGACCAGUUAGCCCUCCCUUCAUGUUUGAUUGCAUGCAGUGGCAGCAGGAACACCACCACUGCAGGCUUCUGCUACCUGGAGAGGCAGAGAGCAGUGAAAUGUAUUCCCCACUUUCCACCACGGUUCCAUCUGUGACUGCUCUGGGCAAUGGACAUUCAAGUAGUGGCUGAAUCUGUGCUGUGUCCUGGCUGCUAGCUGUGCCACUGCCCUCAGAGCUGGCUCAGCCCCAUCCCCUGCCUCCCAGGCAGGCUUCUGCCAGCAAGGUGGAAGCUGCAGCGGUUGUGUCUGCCAUCUGCCUCCUCAGCAACCAACACCUGAUACAUCCUGCUCUCCCCAGCCCUCCACUCAGGUACCUAGCCGUCUGUGCUCUGAAGCCUGCACUUGAGAGUUGCUUCCUGAUGUCCCUUCUAACCAUCUGAGGCUCCACAGCUCAAGGAAAACUAUUGGAGAAGACUAGGAUGGGGGUGGGGAGUGUCCCUGGAGCAGGGAGCAGCUUGAUGUAGCAGGGUGGAAGAACAUACGCAGAGCACAGUCUUGGUUGUACCCCCCAUGCUGAGUUUAGCACUCGCAGAUGCUUUGACCUGGACCUGCCUUCCCUCUUUAUUCUUCAAGAGGCUAAAAUCACUGUGGAACAGAGGUUUGGCUGCCAAGGUCAGUACAUAGUGUGUCUUGCACCUCUAGUGGAACUUCCAUCUGUAUUUUCCACAUGGACCUUCUGUGUAUUAGCAAGAGACUUGGGCUGCUUGCUCGGAGGGGAAACCCCUCUUGACUAUACCCAGGAGAUGUCAUUGCUGGUGGCUGAGGGAAGCUGCUUCCUCCAAGCCCUGCCUGGCCCUCACACAGCAGAGAUCUGUCAGCCAUCCCUCACACCCCAGGCUCUGCUGCUCCUCCACCUGAGUCAUUGCCUGGUACCUGUUGUGGUUGGGAGCGUACUGGUUGGGGAGGUGGAAGGGGUUUAGCCUCUGACUCUGUACUGGUCUGUUUGUUUACUGAUGUCUUUAAACAUUAAAUGAAGAGGCAGUAUUUUUCUUACCUGA